This is a messenger RNA of Hydatigera taeniaeformis, 924 nucleotides long. Lineage: Eukaryota; Metazoa; Platyhelminthes; Cestoda; Cyclophyllidea; Taeniidae. The record is from the annotation of a GenBank genome assembly.
UCAACUCUUAAGAAGAACACUGCUUUUGUGAAGAAGAUUCGGAACUUAACGGAGAGUUCCAAAGAAUCCCUUCUAAAGGAUUUCGAGGGACUAAAUUUGUCAAAGUACGUGGCAGAAGUAGCUACUGCCAUAACAGAACCAAAAGUGAAAAUGACAGACAUUCCAUUUAUGCUGCGUCUUUGCUCAUUAAUGCACCGUCGGUAUUCCGACUUUUCCAGCCUCCUUUUCGACGCCUGGAAAAAAGUAUUUUCGCAGCAAAAGACGGAAAAAGCUCCAAACCUGUCCAAGUUGCGUGUGGAUUUGGUUUUCUUUGCUGACUCAAUUACCACUGGCGUUCUACCCGAGAACGACAGUGUUCGACUUCUCGCUCUCCAACUCACUCAACUUACUAAUGGGGAUAAGAACUUUGUAAACAUUGGUAUUGUCUCUAGCUUCGUCAAGGCAUGUGGAGAUGACUGGGCUGGUCUCAUCCCUCGGAAAUACACAUCCCUUGCAAAGACUUACGGCGUCACUAUACACCGUUCGGCAUUUCUGCCGAAGGAGCGAAAGACGAAAUGUCGUGGUCUAUUUCAUGACUAUUACACAGCAGCAUUGGAGCGUCUUACUAGUAUGGCAAAAGAGGCGCGCCGAGUUAUUGCUUCUAACCGUCACCAGAUGUUUACCAAAGGCGAGGUCCACCCGGAACGUCAUGAGAAGGAGGAGCAGCUAGUAGCUGCUUGUAAAAAGUUUUACGAGGCGGUAUCCGUCCUUGCUGAUGUUGUGGAUAAGGAUGCCCCACCUGCCGUGGCGACACUUCUGGCUGUUGAGGAGGAUGAGAACAAUGGGUUGAAGGCGGAAGGUCAGCUACAAGCCUCUGAGGUAAGGUUAUUUGUCGUUAAUAAUCAUCUGGGUUUCAGUUUGGAUACCUUUUUUAGCAUCACAUAA